Mycena indigotica is the source of this 1713-nucleotide messenger RNA. Its product is annotated as Catabolite repression protein creC. Lineage: Eukaryota; Fungi; Basidiomycota; Agaricomycetes; Agaricales; Mycenaceae. The record is from RefSeq and is a predicted model, not a curated record. The transcript is spliced from 8 exons. Bases 1 to 1713 code for a protein of 570 amino acids. Gene Ontology annotation, molecular function: protein binding. Gene Ontology annotation, cellular component: cell tip; cell division site; nucleus. Gene Ontology annotation, biological process: carbon catabolite repression of transcription.
AUGGAGAACGAAUCGACAUUCGUCGCUCCAGAAGGCGUCUACUCCGUCACUGAGGAGCACAAGCCCUCGCUUCUACCUCAUCUUAUAUCCACGCCCGCCCUCCAUCCAACCCGCGUAUCAACUAUUGCGGUCCGAUUUCACGCAAAGUCUGGAGGUGGAGCUGCUUUUGUUCAGCUACUCGGGGGAAAUAAGGACUCAAGAAAGGAGAAGGCGAAGGAGGAUAGCGUCAGUGUGUCGAGCAGCGACACUCCUGACGAGGAUGGCCAGGCCCAGGAAAAUAUUCCACCUACAACUCCGCUAUUCGCGGGUCCUCCUGCAGUUGGGAAGAAGAAAGGCUUCUCGCGGCCCAAACACAAUAUCCGAACAACGUCCUCCACCUUUAUAACUCGGCUCCAGAAUGCAGAGGGCUUUCCGAGGUCGUUGCAGUCAAAGCAGGGCGAAGUCACGUUCCUCUUCUACAACGUUUCUAAAACAUUUCUCUGGAUGGAAGCCGGUGCGAAAGCCAAGGAACCGUUGGCACGUAUCACAUUCUCUGCCUACCCUACCUGCCACGAUGUCAACAUGUCUACGUCUUCCUCAGAACGGUUGGAUGUCAUAAUAGGCUUCAAUACAGGGGACUUGAUCUGGCUAGACCCAAUAGUGUCCAGAUAUACGCGUCUAAACAAACAGGGAAGCAUCACAAAUUCACCUUGCACGGCCGUUAGAUGGGUUCCCUCAUCAUCAACACUCUUUCUUGUCGCUCACGCGGAUGGGACGAUCAUCGUUUACGACAGAGACCGUGAAGAUGGAAGCUUCACACCGCAGGACCCUUCUCGCGCAACCAUAGAAAUACUUCCAGACGGCCAACGAGUGUCAAAAGAGUGGGAUCCCAUCGACAGUAUCUUCGUCACAAUGCCCCCUUGGCAUCCAGUCUCGUCCAGCAAUGGACCGGUCGUGAGCAAGGUUGACAAGGUUCCGAAGAACCCUGUUAGCCAUUGGCGUGUCUCAAGACGCUCUGUAGUUGAUUUCGUGUUUUCUCCUGAUGUUAAACACGUCGCAGCGAUAUCAGAAGAUGGCUGUUUAAGGGUAAUUGAUGCCCUCGCAGAACAGCUGGUGGAUUGUUAUGCCUCAUACUUUGGGGCAUUGACCUCAGUGGCCUGGUCACCAGAUGGUCGAUUUAUCCUCACUGGAGGUCAAGACGAUCUUCUUACCUUGUUCUCUCCCUGGGAGCAACGGGUUGUAGCCCGAUGUCAAGGACAUUCGUCCUUCGUUUCUGCAGUCGCAUUUGACGAUCUCAGAUGCGACGGGCGGACGUAUCGUUUUGGUAGCGUGGGAGAAGACAAUAAGCUCAUUCUGUGGGACUUUUCUAGCGGAGCCUUGCAUCGUCCCAAAUUUCAGCCAACGCUCCAGCAACGCAUGUCAAUGGCGUCAACCGUCUCUCUCGCGGUCCGCCGAGACCGCUCGACGCUUUACCUCCCAACAGAAGAGGUCCCACUACCCCGUUACCAUCCGGCGCCUUCUCGAAACGAAAUAGCCGUUGUACAACCAUGUCUUGCAUGUAAUCUCUUUGUUGUCAAACCCAUUGAGGGCGAAAUCCUUGCGACACUGGUCUUUCUUCCUCGAUCCAUACUGACCUCGACGCGGGGUGGUUACCUCAAGCUCUGGAUCCGUCCUCUGGCUUUAAGACCAAGAUUAAAAAACCGACAACCCAGUGCAAGCACCGAUAUCUUAUAG